Messenger RNA from Cladophialophora immunda, 1212 nucleotides. RefSeq lists its product as uncharacterized. Gene Ontology annotation, cellular component: nucleus. Bases 1 to 1212 code for a protein of 403 amino acids. Gene Ontology annotation, molecular function: zinc ion binding; DNA-binding transcription factor activity, RNA polymerase II-specific; RNA polymerase II cis-regulatory region sequence-specific DNA binding. The record is from RefSeq and is a predicted model, not a curated record. Gene Ontology annotation, biological process: positive regulation of transcription from RNA polymerase II promoter by galactose; DNA-templated transcription. NCBI's taxonomy places the organism in Eukaryota, Fungi, Ascomycota, Eurotiomycetes, Chaetothyriales, Herpotrichiellaceae. The transcript is spliced from 4 exons.
AUGGCAAAGGAUCAGUCAUCGGCCGCCGCAGAUGAAGCUGACAUAGAGGCAAUCAAGGCUUUCGGGCUCUUGGCCUUAGCAAUGCAUGGCUCCUGUUACAGUAUGGCUGCCUACCUCAAUGUGGGAACUGCGGUCAAAAUUGCCUUUUCACUCGGACUACAUAGAGACAUGUGCUCAAGGACCAAGGACCUGGUCGAAAGGGAGAGAUGCAGACGCGUGUGGACGACAAUCUAUACGAUGGACCAUGAAAUCGCAAUUCGUCUAGGCUAUCCCUGCGCGAUAGUUGACGAGGCCGUGUUGGAUCCCGGACCUUAUAUGCCGCUAGGUUACCAGGCUCUAUCACUGAGUCUGGUCAAACUGAGAAAGAAGAUCAGCUACGACUGUUUCCUUGAACCAGCACAUUCCGGCGGUCGACUGCCGAUAAGCCGAGUGUUCAACAAUCUGACACGCCUGUGUAGGUGGCUGGAGAGUAUCCCUUCGUAUCUCCAUUGGAAAUCAUUUCUUCCGCCUCAACAUCGACGAGCAGUGGCAGUGCUACACUUGCGGUACUGGAUCUCUGUCAUCUUCAUCACACGCCCUUUCCUUCUCGUCUCGAUUCCGAAGCCGUCCCGCAUCACGGUUCCAGCAAAACAGCAAUGCUAUGAGCAGUUAAGUGCCCGGUGCAUCCAAGCGGCCGAGAGGGCGGUGGAAGUGGUGAAGCACAUGAAACAGGCGGAGAUCUUGUCGAGCAUGACCCUCCUUGACUGCCACUCCAUUGGAGAGGUGAUGUGGAUCCUGAUACUUGCGUUUCAGAAGCACGGCGACAGUGGACAUCAGCAGCUCAUCAAGUUCUGCCUGGACACCCUCAAGAGCAUGGAUCAAGUAGGUUGGUGUGAGAAGGUCUUGCCUGAUCUCGAAGCAAGAGUGCAAGAAAGCGGUGCCUUGGACUCAGUAGGCCGUCUCAACGGCUCACGCCAAACACUUCCCGAACGAAUACCUCCGCAAAGCAACCCAGGCUCUAGAGUCAACGACCGCCCAAUGAUGCAGGAGCUUCCAUCCGAACCUCCCCAAGCCUUAGAAGACUCAUUUGAUUUCCCUGACUUUGAUUUUAGCAGCUCUCAAUUGGACGCCCUGGAAAUGGUCGAGCUCGACUUUCACUCGGAGUUGCUGGGAGUAUUCGAUGGUGCGACUUUAUCGACCCCAUUAUCAAUGUUCGGUAUGCCCCAGGUGUAG